GCUAAGCUGACGGCUGGAGCAAUCGAGAUGGCGCGGAGGAAGAAGAGAUAGAGAGAGAGAGAGAGAGAGACAGAGAGAGAGAGAGAGCGCUCUAGUUGCGGAUCACCGCGGAAAAUUUAAGAAGAAAGUAUCUGCUGGGCUUUGAGCAUAGAAAGUCACGCGCACGAAUUAAAACCGAAGUUAACGGUUUUCCGGAGUUGGCCUCGCGACCUCGUCAACGUUCAUUUUCGGAGACACGCCCAGUGCGCGGACGAGAAUUGGAGUGUUGUGGCUGGGUCGCGCCCAGCCGUGUCCCGAAGGAUACCCGGCACCGGUGCGUGUGGAUAACCGGCGAGGUGUGCGGAUGCGCGCGUGAACGGACUUUAUUGAUGCUGCAGUACCGAACAACCGAAGAGCAGCGGAAGCAACAACAACAACAGCAACGAGCGGAACGACAGAUUGAGGCAGCAACAUUAGUAAAACGAACGAGAGGACGAGCGAGAGAACAACGAGCGACGACAAUAACACCAGCGAGGCGGUCAGCGAGAAGGAGCGUACCAGUGACGUCAAAUUGCGAAGAGUUCUAGCCGUCAGAGAGGCUGAAGAUCGAAGUCGGUGCCGUGUUUUCUCUUGUCUCUCUCUCUUGCAUGUUCGGGUGCUAACUGAUGGGUGGUAGUGCGGCAGAUCUGCUGGCUACCCUGUUGAUGAAAUAACGAUUUCUAUCCUGUGUUAAAUUUUAGCUGCUCUGAAAAGUGAAAAUAAGAGAAAAUCUCUGUAACCAGAUGCGAAUUCCAAACUUAACGACUUUCGGCCUUCCUACUUAGUCUAGUCAAUAAAAAUUGGUCCCGCUGUUCUGGGAACAUCUGGGCUCCAUAGGGAGAGACAAAGGCGCAUGAUGAGUAUAGUACGUACUUCGCUUUCAUUUUCCGCAGCUGUUACAGAGUUCAACAUGAAUAUUCGCAAUCAUUAUGGACGGUACAAGUGGCUUGGAAAAAUGACUGUAAUUCUGAUUAUAAUUUGGUUGUUAGCAAUAACUUUAUUAAUCAACCAAAUAUUAAAAACCAAUUCCAAUCUUUUUCAUGACAAAAAAGAACAGAAGCUUAAAAACGAAGAUGCUGAGCGUAUGCAAAAAUUAUCGAAUAAUUUUGAGAAACUUAAAAAGCAAAAUGUUAUGCUACACAAUAUAUUGAUAAGGAGCCAGACAAAAGCCAUUUCAGAAAAUAAUCUAGACAUUACCUAUUCUAAUGAAAAUAAAGAUUUUUCAACUUAUGAUUUAUUUCAUCAACAGAAUUUUGUCUCAAAUAACUGUAAUGAGCCAUCUUUACAAUAUGAGGAAAUGCGUCGUCAAAUAAAAAAUGAUGUACGAGAAAUUGGUUAUUUCAUCAAUGGGGAAUUGAAUAAAAUCAAAAAAGAUUUCAACAAAUACGAUAUAAAUAGUGAAAUAGACUUUAUUCUAAGUUAUUUCAAGGAUUACAAAAUAUCAUUAUCAAAAAAUAUUGAAAAUUUAAUCGAAGCUGAUGGAUUUGAAAAAUGGCGAGAAAAAGAGGCCAUAAAUUUAUCAAAUUUAGUACAACAACGUUUCAGGUACCUUCAGAAUCCAUUAGAUUGUCAUUCUUCAAAAAAGCUAGUGUGUAAUAUAAAUAAGGGAUGUGGUUUUGGUUGCCAGGUCCAUCAUUUAGUAUAUUGCUUCAUCGUAGCAUAUGGUACUGAAAGAACCCUUAUUUUAAAAUCAAAAGGAUGGAGAUAUCAAAAGGAGGGUUGGGAAUCAGUUUUUAAACCUCUUAGUGAUACGUGUAUUUUUGCCAAUGGUGAUACGCAAAUAAAUUGGCCAGGUGAUUCAUCUAAACAAGUUAUCUCAUUACCUAUUGUUGAUAACGUUUAUCCUAAACCUAUAUAUCAACCGCCUAGUAUACCAGCAGAUAUAGCGAAAAGGCUUACAAAGAUACAUGGUUAUCCUUUAGUAUGGUGGGUGGGACAGGUACUAAAAUAUACAAUGAGGCCCAACGAGAAUACUAGGUUAUUGCUGAAAAACAAGAAAAAGGCUAUGAAUUUCAGUAACCCCAUUGUUGGUGUACAUAUACGCAGAACUGACAAAGUAGGAACAGAAGCUGCUUUUCAUGAUAUAGAUGAGUACAUGCUCAAAGUUGAGCAGUAUUACGAUAGUUUGAAAGUUAAACCAAACAAAAAAAAAAUUUUUCUGGCUAGCGAUGAUCCUAAAGUUAUCUUAGCAGUGAAACGACGCUAUUCAGAGUAUGAAAUUAUUGCCGACAUCGAUAUAGCUCAAACUGCAUCUGUAUCACAACGCUAUUCUAAUUUAUCCUUAAAAGGAAUCAUUAUCGAUAUUCAUUUCUUAUCUUUAUGUGAUUUUUUAGUAUGUACUUUCAGUUCCCAAGUAUGUCGUGUUGCGUAUGAAUUAAUGCAGACACAUCAUGUCGAUGCGCAUGAUAAAUUUACUUCAUUAGAUGAUAUAUACUAUUACGGAGGUCAAAAUCCACACCCCCAUGUUACAAUAAUGAACCAUACUCCAAGAAGAUACGGAGAAAUCGAAUUGACUGUUGGGGAUGAAAUUGAAGUUCAUGGUAAUCAUUGGGACGGUUACUCCAAAGGUAAAAACCUUAAAACGGGGGCUACUGGAUUAUUUCCAAGUUUUAAAGUGAAAAAUACUAUUAAAUCUGUGAAUUUUCCAAAAUAUGGAAUAUUGGGUACAACUAUGGAUAAAGUCUGAAUCAAUAUUAUAUUUUUUUAUCGUGGUGAAAGUUAAAUAAAAAUAUACAUAAAAAGUUUUUCUUUAAUUUUUAAUUAAGUGUUUCGAAUAAGCCACAAUUUUCUUCAUUAUAGGUU
Molecule: messenger RNA, 2820 nt
Organism: Phymastichus coffea
Lineage: Eukaryota; Metazoa; Arthropoda; Insecta; Hymenoptera; Eulophidae
Gene: FucT6
Product: alpha-(1,6)-fucosyltransferase
Exons: 7
Coding region: 872-2704 (610 amino acids)
Biological process (GO): protein N-linked glycosylation
Molecular function (GO): alpha-(1->6)-fucosyltransferase activity; protein binding
Source: RefSeq, a predicted model, not a curated record